Heterobasidion irregulare TC 32-1 is the source of this 2241-nucleotide messenger RNA. RefSeq lists its product as uncharacterized. The record is from RefSeq and is a predicted model, not a curated record. Bases 1 to 2241 code for a protein of 746 amino acids. NCBI's taxonomy places the organism in Eukaryota, Fungi, Basidiomycota, Agaricomycetes, Russulales, Bondarzewiaceae. The transcript is spliced from 7 exons.
AUGAGUGUUCCACCUUUGCCUCCUAAUGAGGGUGUAGUGGAAGUCUGGAUGCCUGCAUUGGCACCUUUUGCUAAAAUUCUUUUUAGAGAUGAUGAUGAGGAUGAUCUCUAUAUGACACCUCCACCUGAGACUGUGCAUAAUGAGAAUGCCAAUCAUAGUGAAGAUGAGGAUGAUCUGUAUAUGACUCCUCCACCUGAGAAUCUCAAUGGACAUGUUGAAAACCAAGAGGCUGUUGAAGAGGCUGCCCAUGUGGAUGUGACUAUGACAAGGACUCCUGAGCAUGAGCGCCAGACUGUGCGAGAGCAAGAGCGUGCUGAAAGGCUUCAGAUGACUUCUCCUACUCUUCGGCGCGAGCGUUCUGCAUUACGAGGCUCUAUUCGUCAGCCUGUCUUUGAGGAUCUCUCUAGACCUUCCCAUCCUGUCACUUCUAAUCCUGCUCAGCCUCCUAUUUCUCUUGCACCACCCAUUCAGCUUCACCAGCCUGCCACACUUGCUCCUCCUGUCCAGUCAUACCAUUCUGCAGUGGCUGCUUCCUCUGCUCCAUCAUAUCAUCCUGCUCAAUAUGUUCCUCCCCACUUUUAUCCUGCUCCCAUGUUCCAACACUCUGUCUAUCAUGGUGCUAUGGCUCAUCAAAUUCCUGGACAAUAUCCUAUCCAUGCUCCCCCUCCUAUGCCUGCACCACCACCUCAUUAUUGGCCUGUGAAUGUUUCUGCCCAUCCUAAUCUUCCACGCCAUUUGAUUGGGAAUCAUGAUCGACAGGCUCGCAUGCGUCUUGCAGCAGCUAGCCAUCCUGACUAUGAGCGCCGCAUGAUGAAUAACUUUGAACAGAGCCAUGCAGAGCGUAGACGGCGUCGUAGAGAGAAUGCAAGGCCUGACGCAGUGGUUCCUCUUCCUAAUCCUGUCCAUCAUCCACAGCCUCCAUCAUCAUCUCGGCAUAAUAUGCAGGCUUUACAAUACCAGCAAGAGCAGCAGGAAUAUGAUCAUCAUAGAGCUUCCCUUCAUGAGCAGCAUCUUGAGGAGAUCCGCCAAUAUCUUAUAGAGGCCCAGCAGAGACGCAUAGAGCAUAGAGCACAAACACAGGCAGAGCAGCAGAUUAUUCUUGAGCAACAACAAGAAGACAAUGCCCAGCCACAAGAAGUCCAUCAGUAUCAUUUGAACCUUUCCCAGCAGAUUCAUGAUGACAAUCUUGCCAUUCAACACAAUCACCAUGCUCUAGCUCAAAAUCAAGUAAUGCAACAGCUACCUCUUGGUCGUCGUCCUUAUCAAGAGCCUGAUGCACGCUAUAGUGUUGGCCAUAUGAAUGUUGAAUGUUCCCACUGCAAAGCCCUUCACUUUUCCUCUGAAAAGCUAUCAUCCUCUACUCGCAAUCACAUCCGCUUUGGCAUGUGCUGUUUACAAGGCCAAAUUAGGCUGCCUGUGUUAUUGGACCCUCCUCAAACACUGCGUAAUCUUCUUUGUGGAGACACUGAGAAUGCCAAAUCAUUCAGGCUAAACAUCAGGCAGUACAAUAGUGCAUUUGCAUUUACUUCUAUUGCUGCCAAGCUAUCAGAUCAUGUUACCACUACUUCUGGGCCAUAUGCAUUUAAAAUCCAUGGAGAACUUUAUCAUCAGAUGGGUACCUUGCUACCACCCAACCAUCUUAGACCUUCCUAUGCUCAGCUCUAUGUUAUUGAUCCUCAGGCUGCACUCAAUGAGCGCAACAAUGCCAAUCCCAACUUGAAGUCUGAGAUCAUGAAUAACUUGCAGGAUAUGUUUCAUGAGCACAAUCCUUAUGUUCCCCUGUACCGCCAUGCCUAUCAAAUCAUGGCAGACAAGAAUCCUGGAGAACGAGACAAGCUUGCAGCCCAUAUUGCUGUCUUGCCCAAUACUGAUCAUCGCCGCUAUAAUGAGCCUACUGCAGAUGAAGUUGCUGCCAUCAUUCCUGGAAGUGGAGAUGAGGAAGUGGACUUGCACAGAGAUAUUGUUGCUUUCAUCCCAAUAUUCCUGCUCAUCCUGGACCUAAUGGCCAAAUGCUCUCAUCCAAGGUGUCUCAGCGCUGCUAUUAUGCCUAUCGUCUUAUGCGCCGUCUGCUUGAUCCUGAAACCAUCUUUAGAGCUGGCAAGCUAUUUCAGCAAUAUGUGGUUGAUGCUUGGGCAUCUAUUGAGUCUAGCAACCUUUUCUGGAUCAGGAACCAUCAGAAGGAGAUCAGAGCUGAAAAGUACCAGUCAUUGUUUGAUGCUAUCCAUGCAGAAGCUGAGGUAG